Messenger RNA from Drosophila elegans, 2041 nucleotides. RefSeq names its product protein artichoke. NCBI's taxonomy places the organism in Eukaryota, Metazoa, Arthropoda, Insecta, Diptera, Drosophilidae. The transcript has a single exon. Gene Ontology annotation, molecular function: protein binding. Bases 36 to 1760 code for a protein of 574 amino acids. The record is from RefSeq and is a predicted model, not a curated record.
CAAUAUUAAUUGAAGGAGAGCGGUUCGUUAAGAAGAUGAAUAAAACGCGCAGGAUCCUCGUCGUGAUCCUUAUCCUUAUUCUAACGAUAUCGGAUAGUAGGGCCAAUGGUGGAGAUAUACCCUUAGGAUGCGACGAAUACGAUUCCAUGGGAUUUAUGGACGUGAACGAGGCUUUUUGCACAGUCACCGGAUUCACGGUCACUCAUAGUCAGAAUAUCGUGAUCAAAAAUAUACCCCCCGGCAAUAUGGUCAAGUUCAUGAAGUUCUACGAAUCGACGCUGUUAUAUAUGCCCUUCCAUCUGUUCGAAACGUUUCCGUAUCUGAAGACCCUGGACGUCUCGAAUACGAAUAUUUUGGAGCUCACCAGGAAUGCCUUCAGUGCGGCCAGCAAUCUGACCUAUUUGAAUCUGGCCUACAACAAUCUGACCUCCAUUCAGACCUCUGUUUUCAUUGGAGCCAAUGUCCUGAUGCGUUUGGAUCUGUCCUACAACCAAAUUUCUACGCUGAGCGUGAAUGCUUUCUGUGGCCUGCAUGCCAUAAGUCAGAUUUUUCUCACCGGCAAUCUGUUGAAGGAGCUGGACAGCGACAUUUUCAAGGAUAAUAUGUACUUGGAGAAAGUAUCCUUCGAGGGAAAUCUACUGACCAGCAUUCAACCGGAGAUUUUCCGCAAUAUGCGGCGCAUCAAGGAGGUGAAUUUGUGCAACAACCAACUGGUUUCCAUCCAUCCGGAUACUUUUGCCGAUGCUGCUAGCUUGGAGAAUCUAGUGUUGUCAUACAAUGAGUUGAAAAGUUUCCAGUUGACGGAGAAAAAUAUAGUGCAUCAGCUGCACUUGGAUAAUAACAAUCUGACGAGUUUGACCAUUAAUGCAACGCGAUUUGUUCGCGCCAGUCACAAUCAGAUUUCGGAGCUUUAUCUUUACCAGAGCUUGCAUAUCGAAACGUUGGAUUUGAGUGCCAACAGAUUGACCAGCAUAUCCAACAUCACAAAUAUCACUUACUUGCUAUAUCUGGAUGUGUCGUAUAAUCCCAUUGGUCCACUCAAUAUCAGCACAUUUUCGCAGCUAAAGAGACUUAGGGGAUUGAAUCUGCGAGGAACUGGCAUUCGAGAGCUCAAGUUUGGAAUGUUUUCGAAGCAAAAGUACUUGGAGGAACUGGAUCUAUCGUUCAACAACUUGACCAGCCUCAAUCUGGAUAUGUUUGUGCCGUAUUUGACUAAUCUGAAAAAGUUCCUGAUUGACGGCAAUGGAAUGACUGAGCUGCGAGGAAAUCGUACCUUUUCGGACGCCUUUCCCCAGCUUCAGAAAUUGGGAGUUUCGAGGAACCGCUUCAAUUGCUCCUAUCUGCACCACCUGCUCAUUUCGCCCUCGCUGGCAGAAUCGGUGGUGCUGAAUAUCGAACCGGACAGCAAUCUGGAGGAGACUCCACACAUCCGAGAUGUAUCCUGCAUCAGUCAAUCCCAACUGACGUUAAAUGCCUCCUUCAGCGCCAAGGAGUCCUUUCUGGAGACCCAGAGCCAGAUGUUGACGAGGCAGCUGGAUAUACUCGGAUCGCAUUCGAAGAAUCUGGAACUUCAUCUGGCAUUUAUGCAGGUGUUCGCCUACAUAGUGGGCGGUCUGGUACUGGUGGGCGUGGUGGCGCUUGUAGCGCUCAGGUAUCUGAAAAAUGGUCGAUCUGGUCGAUUCGAUCGCAGCAGCAUUGUCUUUCACUCUAAUGCCACCAUGGAAGCUAACCUUACCCUGGGCAGUGCUGAUAUAUCGUAAUCACCCGAAACCUCAAAUAUAAUGCUUCCUAAAUCGGUAUAUAAUAAGCAAAGCUGUUUAAAUCCCAAAUAUAUGUGAAAUUAAUCCUAGCCGCAUUAUUUGCCAAAUAAAUGAUAAAACUGAUUAAAAACUUGAAACAAGUAAAUAAUAAAUAUAUCUAAAACUAAAUUUCGUGAUUAAAAAAUUGUACAUUUAAAUAAGAAACAUAAGACGUAACAUGUAUGUAUAAUUAAGUUCUUGCUGCCCAUGAUCUUUAAAUAAACAUAUUUUUCUUAGUUAAA